UCUUUUGAUUGGACACUUAGAUAGACAGUCUCCACCUCCCGGGGCUCUGAUGGCUUAGGGCUGCGGACAGAGCCCGCUGAUUGGCUAGUUCCUCAGACAGCCCCUCCCCCUGUGUGGUGGGUGGAUGAGACGCUGUGGGGUGCCUGCCCCACGUCUCCGAGCCGGUUAUACCCUCCCGCCGGUGCGGUGAGCGAGGUGGGUCUUCCCCCGCAAAGCCCGCACCCAUGGAGCUUUCCUACCAGACGCUGAAGACCGCCUACCAGGCCAAGGAGGCGGACGAGAUGCGGACAGAAGCUCGUAGAAAAAAUCUUCUCAUUCUAAUUUUGCAUUAUUUAACAGAGGAAGGGUAUGUUGAUGCUGCAAAUGCUUUGGAACAAGAAACCAAAUUAGCUUUACGCCGCUUUGAAGUUUGUGACAACGUUGAUCUUGAGACUAUUUUGAUGGAAUAUGAAAGCUAUUACUAUGUAAAAUUCCAGAAAUACCCUAAAAUUACCAAAAAGGCCCUAGACACUGCAGAAAAUAAACAGCAACCAAGAAAUGGAGGAAAACCAAGAAGGACGGCAAGUAGCUCUUCUCAUAAUCUUCCUAGGAUCAACCAGCAUCAAACUAUGCAGCGGCCAUUAUCAAAAACCUCAUCUGGGACGACAACAGAGCCUAAACCAUCUAGCAAGGACAGCCCCAAACAGGAGAAUGACAAUACAGUUACUCGGGAGCGAGCUGAUUUUGGUUUAAAUGUGUCCGCAAUCAACAGAGGUGGUGGAGGAGAAAGCACUCACCCAAGAAGGGGCCAAAUAAUUGACUUCCGUGGGAUGAUCCAAGAUGCUAUCAAAGGAGCAUCAAAUGAAAUAGCCUCAAACAGCCUUAACUGUGAUCCAGAUCCUUCAGAACGAUUGUUGAAACCUCUGAGUGCUUUUAUUGGCAUGAGUGGUGAGAUGAGAGAACUUGCAACGGUUGUAAGCAGAGACAUUUAUCUUCAUAAUCCAAACAUAAAGUGGGAUGACAUUAUUGGACUUGAUGCAGCCAAGCGGUUAGUCAAGGAAGCAGUGGUGUAUCCUAUAAGGUAUCCACAGCUGUUUACCGGGAUUCUCUCCCCUUGGAAAGGAUUAUUAUUAUAUGGACCUCCAGGUACUGGAAAGACUCUGCUUGCUAAGGCUGUUGCUACUGAAUGCAAUACAACUUUCUUCAACAUUUCAGCAUCCACUAUUGUCAGCAAAUGGAGGGGUGAUUCAGAAAAACUUGUCCGGGUGUUAUUCGAACUUGCCCGAUAUCAUGCUCCCUCCACAAUUUUCUUGGACGAGCUGGAGUCGGUAAUGAGUCAGAGAGGCAAUCAUCCUGGCGGUGAACACGAAGGAAGUCGGCGGAUGAAAACAGAAUUAUUGGUGCAGAUGGAUGGCUUGGCCCGAUCAGAUGAUCUUGUAUUUGUUUUAGCAGCUUCCAAUCUGCCAUGGGAAUUAGAUUAUGCCAUGUUGCGACGGCUGGAGAAGAGGAUUUUGGUUGAUCUCCCAAAUAAAGAGGCACGACAGGCUAUGAUUCAGCACUGGCUGCCCCCUGUCAGCAACAGUAGAGGAGUGGAGCUGAGAACGGAGCUGGAGUACAGCUUGCUAGGUCAGGAGACAGAAGGAUACUCUGGCUCUGACGUUAAAUUGGUCUGCAAGGAAGCAGCUAUGCGGCCAGUGAGGAAAAUCUUCAAUGCUCUUGAAAAUCAUCAGCCAGGUAGCAGUAAUUUACCCGAACUCCGACUGGACACGGUCACCACAGCAGAUUUCCUGGAUGUGAUCGCUCACACCAAGCCCUCAGCAAAGAAUUUAAGUCAGAAGUACACAGCCUGGCAGAGAGAUUUUGAAUCUGUUUGAAAUAGCUUUAGACUUUGAAAUCAAAGAUACCCACUAUCCAAAACGGCAUCUGUGAUUGGGGUUCAGCUACAGAUAGAGGGACUGAA
This is a messenger RNA of Chelonia mydas (Green sea turtle), 1939 nucleotides long. It is a transcript of the gene KATNAL2, whose product is annotated as katanin catalytic subunit A1 like 2. Lineage: Eukaryota; Metazoa; Chordata; Testudines; Cheloniidae. The transcript is spliced from 16 exons. The coding region runs from base 225 to 1853 and encodes 542 amino acids. Gene Ontology annotation, molecular function: protein binding; ATP binding; ATP hydrolysis activity. The record is from RefSeq and is a predicted model, not a curated record.